Molecule: messenger RNA, 582 nt
Organism: Meloidogyne enterolobii
Lineage: Eukaryota; Metazoa; Nematoda; Chromadorea; Rhabditida; Meloidogynidae
Source: the annotation of a GenBank genome assembly
UUAAACUUAUUCAAAUUUAAUAAUUUAGUACAUAUAAUGGUUAAUGUAAAUGCCAGUAAAUUACUUUUUGCUACAGCUUCGAUAGAUGCAGAUGAAGCAGAAAAACAACGUCGAUUAUUUAUACUUGGAUUAAUGAUAUUAUUUGGAUGGAUGUUAGUUAUUGUAUUUUGUGUUUAUCCACAGUUAUUUUCUGAUUUAUUUACUCGAUAUUUGUGUUGCUGUUUUACAAGAUUAUCGGGUAAAAAACAACAAGGAUUAGAAGAAUUGGCAGCUUUGAAGCGAGAACAAGAACGUGUUCGAACAUCAAACCGAACAUUCAUUGGGCUUUCAUUGGCAACCACAAGCCCUUCAAAUAUUUUGCUCAAACAGGUUGGAUUCGAUGGAAAUAUGGUUGAAUAUGAUACACAAAGGAAACAAUUUGUUUCUGCCAGUAUAGCAAUUCCAGAGUCAAUUUUAGAAAUCGAGGAUAUUGAUUAUAAAGAAAGUGAAGAAGAGGAGGAAGAUAAAAUAGAAAGAAGUAAAAGGGAAUCACAAAAAUCAAAAAAAUCUAACAAGAAAUUACAUUUAAAAGAUGCUCAAUAA